AUGUCGCCUCCAAGCAUCAGUGCAACGCCCCCUGGGUGGAGCCUCUCGUGGCUGUCUGGUCCUUCAGCCGUCGCUGAUAAAAUAAUCACCUCAUUUCCAUCCACGAGUUCAGUCGUAACGACGAUAAUCUCAUCAAACCCCACCAGAGACGGACCGGGCGACAUUCAGACCAGUCGACCUGCUCCGGACGCUCCGGAUUGGGUCGUGGUGACCGAAACACCCGAGCAGAAACCCAAAACCCCAGAACCCAAAGUCUCCGUCUCGACCGAGAACUACUCCCGAGAGAGUCGAGUCCCGGAGACGGAGGGCAGCUCGUGGGGCGACACGUCCCCGUCUUCCCAAACGCCGCUGACGAUCAUCGCCCAGAGCACGACGUCGUCUGCCACCGGAGACACUGAGACGACCCUCUCGACGUCUGCAGGCGAGUCUCAGACAUCAAGCCUCGUCUCGACGGUUCCCAUCAGCGUAGAGCAGGAGCUGAGCCUCACCGAGACCGACGGGAAGAACAGCUCCGCUGGAGAAGACGCGGACGACAGAUGCAGCUGUCUGCACGGAGGGACGUGUCUUCCUCACGGAGAGGGUUUCCGCUGCUUCUGUCCGCAGGGUUACGCAGGAGAGAGCUGUGAAAUCGAUGUGGAUGAGUGUCAGUCGAGCCCCUGUGAGAACGGCGGCACCUGUAUCGAUAAAGAGGACUCGUAUGUGUGUCUCUGUUUGCCGAGUUACAGCGGAGACCGAUGUGAGAGAGACACAGAGGACUGUGAACACGGCUGGAAGAAGUUUCACGGUCACUGCUAUCGUCUGUUUCCUGGCAGACACACCUGGGAGGACGCAGAGAAGGACUGCAGGGAGCACAGCAGUCACCUGACCAGCAUCACUUCCUCCAUGGAGCAGGACUUCCUCAACGGUCUGGGUCAUGAGAACGUCUGGAUCGGUUUGAAUGAUCGUACAGUGGAAGAGGAUUUCCAGUGGACUGAUGGGAUAGAUGUUGUGUAUGAGAACUGGCGUGAGCAUCAGCCGGAUAACUUCUUUGCGGGCGGAGAGGAUUGUGUGGUGAUGGUCACCAGAGAGGACGGGAAAUGGAACGACGUUCCCUGCAACUACAACCUACUCUACGUCUGCAAGAAAGGAACCGUGAUGUGUGGCACUCCGCCGGCCGUGGAUAACACCUAUCUAGUGGGCCGCAGACGCUCACACUACGACAUCCACGCGGUGGUUCAGUACCAGUGCGUCGACGGCUUCUUUCAGAGACACAUCCCGACUGUCCGCUGCCGACCCGACGGGACCUGGGAAAGACCCAAGAUCAUCUGCACUAAAUCGCGGAGAUCUCACCGUUAUCGUCGGCAACAUCACAGAUCUCGGCGCGAGCAUCGACGACACCGGAGACACGGAUCUGGGCACAGGGGGCGGGACUAAGUCACAUAGGGCGGGGCUUAAAAGCAGGGGGCGUGGCCUCCGACGCCGUGUGGAAUCACUACCAAUGGAAAGGACAGAAAUAAUAGUUCUUUUUUACCGCUGUUAAUUAGGUUUCAUUAACCCUCUAUUCACAUGCUCUUCAUUAGAGGAAUGUUUUUAAUUGGUUUUUGGUAGCUCAUGCUCAUAUUUGUUCAGCUUUAGAUUUUUUGGGAUGUGAUGCUUUAAUGAAAUACUGAACAUCCAAUCAUUCAUAUUCAUGAAACGAGAUGCUCUUCAUGCCUUUGAAUGGCUCAGUAAUUAUUUGUACCCCUUGAGACUUUUCUAUACUUUUUAUUUUGAGCGUUUGGUGAAGAUUUGGUUUAUAUUGCAAAUCAUGAACUAUUGUGACGUGUUUGAUUAGAAUCACAGUGAAACCUCUUAUGGUCAUAAAUGAGUGUAUUUCAAUGAAGAAAAGCAUCAUGUUUCACACUGAAAAUGAAAGAAACAAAAUAUUAAAUUAUUUGUUCCAUAAAGAAAAUGAAGCCUGUUUUUAAAAGCAUUAAGUUUUUUGUAUUGUGACAAUUAAAGCAUCCUCAAAUUAAGUAUCAAAAUGUUAAAUAUCCUAAUAAAUAAAUAAAAAUAAUUGUGAUAGAGAAUUAAAA
Molecule: messenger RNA, 2054 nt
Organism: Carassius auratus (goldfish)
Lineage: Eukaryota; Metazoa; Chordata; Actinopteri; Cypriniformes; Cyprinidae
Product: neurocan core protein-like
Exons: 9
Coding region: 1-1413 (470 amino acids)
Biological process (GO): positive regulation of neuroblast proliferation; glial cell differentiation; skeletal system development
Cellular component (GO): synapse; perineuronal net
Molecular function (GO): calcium ion binding
Source: RefSeq, a predicted model, not a curated record